CGCUUCAUUUCUAAUUUUGGAAGCAUGGAACCUCGGGGAGCGUUCUCCCAAAGCUAUAUACGUCCUCUCCUCCUCCUCCUCCUGCUCCUCCUCCUCUCCUCUCUGGCGUCGGCCAGGAGGAGGGUGGCGUGAGGAUCCUUUGAUGCAGCCGGUCUCCUCCUCCUGCUCCUCCUCUCCUGCUCUGCGUUGUUAGCUGGCGGCUAAGAAGGAAGCGAAGGAGGCUGCGGCGGCCGAUCCCUCCAUCGCCGCUCGGGAGAAGAGAGCGAGAGCUCCUCCCCUCCUGGUCGGGAGAGGGAACUUUACUCUUCUUCUUCUUCUUCUUCUUCCUUCGGUGUCCGCGGGGAUCAGGACUCUCUAAGCCGAGCAGAAGAGGAGGAGGAGGAGCAGAAGAAGGAAGAGGAGGAGGAGAAGAAGGAAGAGGAGGAGGGGGAGGAGGGGGGUGUUCUUUUGAAGAAGAAAUGAAAGGCAGAGGCCUGCAGAAGCCCACCCCGACUGCAGCCUGGACAGGAUGUAUUUGCUGGAUUACACAAUAAAAAGCCCCCUGAGCCCUGACCCACGCCAUGCCGACGAGCUGACCCGUGGUUCUGUCGGGGGACCCGGUGGCACUGCUGCAGACCAUCUUCCUCCUCCUCCUCCUCCUCCUCCUCCUCCUCCUCCGCUGCCGGCCGUCGCCGGCCUCUGGAGCUCCUGAGUGGCAGCAGGGGCUCCGGCACCGCCAUGCCCACCGCCGUGGUGGAGGUGAAGAGCGGCCUCCCGUCGGGCAUGCAGAGCCCGGUGAGCGAGCAGCGAGCAGAAGGAGCAGGGGGUCCGGGAGACGGCCCGGAGGGAGGCGGCCCCGGGGGAGGCGGCCCGGGGGGAGGCGGCCCCGUGGACCUGCGGACCGAGUCGCGGGCGGUGGACACGGCGGCCCGGGAGCAGCAGCUGCAGCAGGAGCUGGUGCUCCUCAAGCAGCAGCAGGAGCUGCAGAAGCAGCUGCUGUUCGCCGAGUUCCAGAAGAAGCACGAGGUGCUCACCCGGCAGCACGAGGCGCAGCUGCAGGAGCACCUGAAGCAACAACAGGAGCUGCUGGCGGCCAAGCGGCAGCAGGAGCUGGAGCACAAGAGGAAGCUGGAGCAGCAGCGGCACGAGGAGCAGGAGAAGCAGCUGCUGCUGCUGAGGAACAAGGAGAAGGGCAAAGAGAGUGCCAUCGCCAGCACAGAGGUGAAGCUGAAGCUGCAGGAGUUCCUCCUCAAUAAGAUGGAGCCCGGCAUCGGAGGACUGAACCAUUCCUUCUCCCCCAAGUGCUGGGGCUCUCCACAGGGCAACACUCCAGGAACUCCUCCCUACAAACUGCCCCCCCUGCUGGGCAUCUACGAGGGAAAAGACGACUUCCCGCUCCGCAAGACGGUCUCGGAGCCCAACCUGAAGGUGCGGUCGCGGCUGAAGCAGAAGGUGGCCGAGAGGCGGAGCUCCCCACUGCUGCGCAGGAAGGACGGGACGGUCAUCAGCACCUUCAAGAAGAGAGCCGUCGAGAUCUCAGUCUCCUCGUUCUGUAACAGCGCUCCAGGUUCUGGUCCCAGCAGUCCCAACAGUUCCAACUUGGCUAUCGCCAACGGCAACACGGGGUCGGUCCCCAACAUCCAGACCGAGCUGAGGUCUCUCCAUCAGACGCUGGGGGCUGAUGGGACGUUGAGUCCUCUGAACCUCUACACCUCGCCCUCCUUGCCCAAUAUUUCCUUGGGCCUCCCCACCAACACUCACAUCACGACCUCACAGGCACUUUCCAACCAGCAAGAGGCUGAGCGUCAAGCCAUCCAAUCGCUGCGAGGGGGCGGAGCUCUAACGGGGAAGUUUCUCUCCACGUCCUCCCUGCCGUUGGGUGUGGGGCAUGAGGUGGAGGCUCCGCCCCCCAGCUCUCACUCCGCCCACUCCUCGUUACUGCAACACGUCCUCCUGCUGGAGCAGGCCAGACAACAGACUGCGAUGCUCGCUGUGUACAGCCAGUCGCCGCUGGUUACGGCGGAGAGGGGCGUGUCCAGCGCCAUGCGGGCGGUCAACAAGUUGCCUCGCCACCGGCCGUUGGCGCGUACCCAGAGUGCACCUCUUCCCCAGUCGCCCCAGGUGCUGCAGCAGCUGGUGGUCCAGCAGCAGCACCAGCACUUCCUGGAGAAACACUACAAGGUACACACACACACACACACACGCACACGCAUGCUGUCACACACACACACACACGCAUGCUGUCACACACACACACAUGCUGACACACACACACACGCAUGCUGUCACACACACACGCUGACACACACACGCUCACACACACACUGA
Molecule: messenger RNA, 2307 nt
Organism: Pseudoliparis swirei
Lineage: Eukaryota; Metazoa; Chordata; Actinopteri; Perciformes; Liparidae
Product: histone deacetylase 5-like
Exons: 13
Coding region: 718-2307 (529 amino acids)
Biological process (GO): chromatin organization
Cellular component (GO): histone deacetylase complex
Molecular function (GO): histone deacetylase activity
Source: RefSeq, a predicted model, not a curated record